GAACUCCGGUGGAACGCGCGAGCCGAGCAGCACCGAGGACAGCGCCCGCAGCCCCCGCGCUCAGGUCUUCCCCUGCAGCUUGGAUUCGCACUCACUGAGGUCCCCGCUCACCCCACUCUCUCUCGGACACAUUCACACCCACUCAUCCAUACCCGCACACACACUCCCCGCUGUACGAUGGCAGAAUCCCACCUGCAAUCAUCCCUGAUCACAGCCUCACAGUUUUUCGAGAUCUGGCUUCAUUACGACGCUGAUGGAAGUGGUUACCUGGAGGGAAUGGAGCUGCAGAACUUGAUCCAGGAGCUCCAGCAGGCGCGAAAGAAGGCUGGAUUGGAAUUAUCACCUGAGAUGAAAACUUUUGUGGAUCAGUAUGGGCAGAGAGAUGAUGGAAAAAUAGGAAUUGUAGAGUUGGCCCAUGUGUUACCCACAGAAGAGAAUUUCUUGCUGCUCUUCCGGUGCCAGCAGCUGAAGUCCUGUGAGGAAUUCAUGAAGACAUGGAGAAAAUAUGAUACCGAUCACAGUGGCUUCAUAGAAACUGAGGAACUUAAGAACUUUCUAAAGGAUCUGCUGGAAAAAGCAAACAAGACGGUUGAUGACACAAAAUUAGCUGAGUAUACAGACCUAAUGCUGAAACUAUUUGAUUCAAAUAAUGAUGGGAAGCUGGAAUUAACUGAGAUGGCCAGGUUACUACCAGUGCAAGAGAAUUUUCUUCUUAAAUUUCAGGGAAUCAAAAUGUGUGGGAAAGAGUUCAAUAAGGCUUUUGAGUUAUAUGAUCAGGAUGGUAAUGGGUACAUAGAUGAAAAUGAACUGGAUGCCUUACUGAAGGAUCUGUGUGAGAAGAAUAAACAGGAACUGGAUAUUAAUAAUAUUCCAACAUACAAGAAGAGCAUAAUGGCUUUGUCGGAUGGAGGGAAGCUCUACCGAACAGAUCUUGCUCUUAUUCUUUGUGCUGGAGACAACUAGAGUUGGUGGCUACUUGCUAGUGACACAUUGUAUCUAAAAAAUAACUGUGCAUUAUAAGGGAGUAGGCUGUAUUUUCUUUUAUAUCUGUAAAUUUAACUGCAUAUAGAUAAUUAUCCAGGAUGUGUGGCACAUUCUUUUCAGCUUGUUUCUAUACUGUUUGUAAUGUACAGUUUUUGUAACUAUAUGACUGAAAAAGAGAAAGUCUAUGCUUAGGCCAGUCAGUACACCCAACUAAAACAAAAGUAACCUACCAUAUUUCUGCUUUCAUAAAUACAGUUGGGCACUAUGAUUUCCCUAAGAAUUCCACCAGAAUUAAUCUCUGAAAUUCUAAUCUUUGAUGUGUAAAUGGACAUUUGCUACUGAGUAAGAGAGUUAUAUAUGAAAAGCAUUUUUAUUUUAAAUAAUCAUAGGACUGUCCCACAAAUGUAUUUCAAAGUUAUAUUUUCAACUGUUAGAAAGAAUGUGCUUUUACAUCUAAAAUACUCACCAAAAUAUCAAGAAAUAGAAGUUAAUUGUGGCUUUAUGUGGUUACAGUCACACAGUAGAAGAUUUAGUUUAUUAUCAACAACUGUCUAUUGCUUGAAUCCAUAUUAAACUAUUGGUUCAAAUUGAGUUGGUAAUAAGAGAAGACAGCACCAGAUGACACAUAAAUCUGUCUGAUUCUAUGUCUUUAUUUCCACAAACCUAACAUCAGAGAGUAUGACCUUAGUCCAUUUUCUAAACUGUUUUCACAUGUUGCAGAUUAUGCUUAUUCAAGUAAACUGCUGUUUCAUGUCAUAUUCUGUGUAAUCUGAUUAAAUUUAAUAUACUGAGUA
This is a messenger RNA of Oryctolagus cuniculus (rabbit), 1778 nucleotides long. It is a transcript of the gene CALB1, whose product is annotated as calbindin 1. Gene Ontology annotation, molecular function: calcium ion binding. Lineage: Eukaryota; Metazoa; Chordata; Mammalia; Lagomorpha; Leporidae. The record is from RefSeq and is marked provisional. Gene Ontology annotation, biological process: regulation of long-term synaptic potentiation; regulation of presynaptic cytosolic calcium ion concentration. Gene Ontology annotation, cellular component: cytosol; terminal bouton; synapse.